Molecule: messenger RNA, 1035 nt
Organism: Closterium sp. Yama58-4
Lineage: Eukaryota; Viridiplantae; Streptophyta; Zygnematophyceae; Desmidiales; Closteriaceae
Source: the annotation of a GenBank genome assembly
AUGACAGCGAUGUACACGGAGGAGAACGAGGAGAAAGUUUUGUCCGGGCAGCCCGACUACGUUGUGGACUGCAUUGACAAUAUCGACACAAAGGUCGCUCUUCUGUCUGCCUGUGUGCGCCGUGGCCUGCCUGUCAUCAGUGCCAUGGGGGCAGGCGCUCGAGCAGACCCCACUCGCAUUCGCAUCGCUGACAUCAGCGAGUCGUCCAUCGACCCGCUCUCCCGUGCGGUGCGGCAGCGGUUGCGCAAGGCGCUGGGGGCAGCAGCGGCAGUGGAGGCGGUGUUUUCUCUCGACCGCCCCAAGGCCAAACUGCUGCCAGUUGCUGACGAGUCACUUCAGCCUGCUGACCUCCAGGUGGUCCCAGGGUUCCGGGUAAGAGUCAUCCCUGUCCUGGGAACCAUCCCAGCCAUGUUCGGCCUGGCGCUGGCGACACGUGUCGUCACCUCAUUGGCCGGAAUGGACGUGGGGUUUGAGCCGGUGUUGCGGCUGAGUGCGGACCAUUACUCGCUGCUGCACCAACGACUGGUGGAAAGAGAGGAGAUGCGGUUUGGAUCGGCUCAAGAGGUGGAGGUGGACAUGGAUGACGUCAUGUUUGUGGUGAGGGAGGUGUGGAGGGGCCGCAGCGCAUGGCAGCUUCUCCGAGAGAAGGAAGCUGCCGAGAAGCUUCUUCACAGCCGUUCAGGGCUGGGAGGGGGUGAAGAGUCACAGCAAGCAGUUGAGACGGAGGAGGAGGGGGGCCAGAAGAGAGAACAGGAAAAGGGGGAGAACAUGGGAGAGCAGGCGGAGGAAAGGGGUGUUCAAGAACAGCAUUUUGGAGAAAGAACUCUGGGUGUGGAGCAACAAGAGGAGCAGAGGGAAGGGGAGGAGGGAUGGAACGCGGCACUCCCUCCCACGAUUGACAAUCUCAUUCUCUUCACAUUUGACGAGGCGGAAGCACAUGAAGCAAUGUCAAUGGAGCAGGUGGAGUCAGAGCAUCCGGAGCUCUUCCAAUUGGUGGAUGUCACACUGGAGAGAGCUCGGAGAUUGUACACGUAG